Chlorella variabilis is the source of this 1272-nucleotide messenger RNA. RefSeq lists its product as hypothetical. Lineage: Eukaryota; Viridiplantae; Chlorophyta; Trebouxiophyceae; Chlorellales; Chlorellaceae. The record is from RefSeq and is a predicted model, not a curated record. Bases 1 to 1272 code for a protein of 423 amino acids. The transcript is spliced from 3 exons.
AUGUGGCGCCCCGGCGCCCCAUUCUCCUUUUGGUUGCUAGGGGUGGCGGUGUCCAUUGGCUUUGUCGCCAUCUGCUCCGAGCUCUCUCGGCUGGCCGCUGCAUGGGGCAACAACGUGCUGCUGAAGAUCAACAUCUGCUUCUACCUCCCCAGCGUGCCGCUGCUGCUCCUGGGCGCCACCUUUGACGAGCACUUUGACCAGCGCUACGGCAAGCGCCGCACCAACACGUUCCGCGUGGCUGCAGGCUUUGGCGGCUGUGCCGCGGUCCUCCUGGCCUUCCCAUUUGUCCAGGGCCACCUGCUGUGCUUGCUGGGCGCGGUGGUGGCGCUGGGCGUGUUCAGCGCGGCAGCAGCCGGCAGCAGCUACCAGCUGGCCACGCAGCAGGACGACGGCGGCAGCGCCACCGUGGCGGUGGCCCUGGGCUACGUCAGCUCGGCUCCGGUGGUGCUGCUGGUGGAGGCAGGCUGGCGCAUCGGGCCCCUGUGCCCCUGGCACAAGGUGCUGGUGCUGUAUGCCACGGUGGCGGCCAUCACCGCGGCAGCCCUGGCGGCAGCCAUGGCCAUUGUGCGGCGGCAGCAGCCAGCCCAGGAGCCCCUGGUUGAGCCGCUGCUGCAUGAGUGGGCGCAGCCCGAGGUGCACGCCUGGCUGGCAGAGGGCAUCGCCGCGUCGUCCACCGCAGCAGCCGCCGCCGGCGCGCGCUCCAACCACGUCGCCGUAGACGACGACGACGAUUCGGUGCUGCUGGAUGGCGGCGACGCCGCCGGCGUGCAGCGCACGCUGCUGACCACGCUGUGGCCCGCCGCGGCCUCCCUCAGCAUCAGCAUCGCCACCUCCAUGCUGCUCUUCCCGCUGUUCCCCCACUUUCGCUCCUCUGGGGCUGUCGGCCACACUAUGCUGCCGGUGGUGCUGUUCUGGGUGCGCGCCCUUGCAGACAUCGCUGGCAGGCUGCUGCCAAAGCUGGCCAGCGGGCCGCCGCCCGCCGCCGCAGUGCUGUCGGUGGCUGCCCUCAGGCUCUUGCUGCUGCCGCUGCCCCUGCUGCGCAUUGCCGGCCACCUGCCUGCGCCGCUGCAGAGCGACUGGCUGCUGGUCGCGUUUGUGGCGGCGCAGUGGCUGGCCGGCGGAGCAGUGAAUGUGUGGGCCUUCCUGCUGCUGCCACGCCUGGUGCCGGCGCACCUGGGCCCACGGGCCGCCUCAGUCAUGACGCUGACCUUCAACACCUCCUGCCUGGCAGGCCUGCUGCUGGCCAUCCCAGUCCAAUCCCUCAUCUCCUGA